CUUUGUAUCUCAAUCGGUUCGUAGCAGACGUCAUUAGCAACAUGUCGGUAUCUGCGAAGAUAAGAUGUUUUCCUGUGGUUUUGUUACCAAUAUUUAUUCUAUAUUUGGUAUUGUCUUCGGUUGAUGGUAGGAUUCAUCGUUUAAAACUUGAGGAUGAUGAUCGUAGGCAGUUUACAUUAAGUACCUUUGGUUUUCUCAAAGGAGGAACUCUUACAGUAAAUGUAACAAAAUUCUCUUUCAUUAAAGAAAGUAGUCACAAGCUUGAUGAAUCAUCUUUUGGAUUUACACUUGACAAAAGUGGGAAUACUGGAAUGUCUACAUAUUUGGAAAGCAUGCAGGAAAAGUGUAUCCUGUCCAAAAAGGAUUCUGAUGAUACUGAUUCUGUCUCAUUAAUAUUUUUCCGUAUGAAUUUUAAGGAUGAAGUUUUGCACGUGGACCGGAAAGGGAAAGAUUUAAGUCGUUUAAUGAUAUCUACUCUGGAUAAAAAGACUUUCAUCUCUCGGCAUAAACUAUUUCGACGUGAUUCUGAUGACCAGGUGAAAAAACAUGUGGCAAGUGACAGUUUCUUGUUGCCCAGAUUUCAAAGGGCUGCCUUGAAGCCUGAAGCAAAUAAUUCUUUGCCCUUAAAUAAUUCCUUGGUCAAUACUACAGUAAAAGAACUCUCAAAGCCUGUUUCAAAUUCAACUUCAACCAAUAACACUCUUCCUUCAGCUAGUAAAGAACACAAAAUAUCUACAGCAGGACCCACUGAUGGAAUAGUGCAAGAUGUUAUUAAGCUAAAGAAAGUCAAUGGAUAUUAUACAGCUUAUUUCCUUGUUUCUGUAAAGAAAGAUAAUGAAGAGGGCCUGUACAAUUUGUUCUUUCACAACUGUAUUAAUUACAAGGGAGCAAAUUCAGCUGUUAAUUUAUCUUUAAUUCUUGUAGAAGAUAACAAUGGAAAUUAUCUUUCUGCUGGUGAUAUGCCUUUACCAAUGCUUAAUUUUGUUUGUAGCUUUGCAUUUUUCUUGACUGGAUGUGCCUGGCUUUUUGUGCUCCAACGCUCAAGUGAAGAUGUGUACAAAAUGCAUUAUUUAAUGCUUGGAGUUGUUUAUGUGAAAAGCAUUUCCUGUUUAUUUCAUGCUAUAAACUUUCAUUUUAUACAGACCAAGGGUAUACAUGAAGAAGCUUGGGCCAUAUUAUAUUACAUUGUCUAUUUAAUGCGUGGAGCUCUUUUAUUUACCACAAUUCUCUUGAUUGGAGCAGGAUGGGCUUUCAUUAAACACAUGUUGUCUGAUAAAGAGAAAAAACUGUUCAUUAUAAUUAUUCCACUUCAAGUAUUGGCCAAUGUAGCUUGGAUUAUCGUUGAGGAAAGUGAAGAAGGGCAAUCACAGUACACAGUUUGGAAAGAAAUAUUCAUUCUUGUUGAUUUGUUGUGCUGUGGAGCCAUUUUGUUUCCUGUUGUAUGGUCAAUACGACAUUUACAAGAUGCUUCACAGACUGAUGGCAAAGCAGUUAUAUCUCUCAAUAAGUUAAAAUUAUUUAGACAGUUUUAUAUUUUGAUUGUCUGCUAUAUUUAUUUUACUAGAAUAAUUGUCUAUUUACUAAAGAUUACAGUACCAUUUAAGUAUGAGUGGUUGGAUCCUAUGUUUAAAGAAAUGGCAACAUUUAUCUUUUUCAUAGUGACGGGCUAUAAAUUCCGUCCAGCCUCUGAUAAUCCUUACUUGCAAGUUCCUCAAGACAGUGAUGAAGAGAUAGAAAUGGAGGAAGUGUUAACUAAAAAUAGUGCUUUGGACAAUGUAGUGAAAGUAAGUCGGUCAUCAAAAACUCAGGAGACUGAGCCAAACACUGGUGCUAAGCAGAGAGAGAGCAGUCACGAAUACGACUGAAGUCAAUCAAGACUUCAGUAAGAGUUGAAAAACUGGGGAAACUGUAAAUAAACCAUGGAAAGAACUGGACCUAAAUCAAUUGUAAAUUCUACACAUCUUUUAACAAUGAUAUUUAAUUAUUAUUUCCAGGACCAAUUUGUUUUGUCAGAGAUAGACUAUGACCACCACCCCUCAUGGAACAGUAUGGUCAGGUGAAGAACAUAGUGAUAAUGCUGGUUGGGAUUAUCAUAUCAAGAUUGUUUCAGCAGGUUUUAAUUUAUUUGGCUUUAAAUGUAUGCAGCUGUUAUUUAUCACUAUAUGAUCAAAUUGUUCUUUACUGCAUAUGCUAUUUUCUGCAAAACUAGGUCAACUUUCACCUGUUAGAAUUAAGAUUUUUAUAUAGGUUACAACAGCACUCACAAACAAAAGUUAUAGCUAACAUUUAUCUUAAAAUUAGGCUAGUUGAUUUGAGAUUUCAAGGUGGAGUCAAUUGUGAUUUAAAAUCCUAUUGCUCAUACCUUUAAAGAAGUGAAUCCUUUCUUUCCUUUGUUUCAGCCAAAGUAAUUCAACUCUACUUUGAUCUUUUAUAAGGCAUUCUGAUUGUAUUCUCAAUGCAUUGGGAGAUCAUGUCACAAUAUCAUUUUGGCAUCAUUUGGAAACUUGAUGUAUUUGAGAUUUUAUUCAAGGAAAUACAGGCUUUGUUAUUAAUCAUUUUAUUCUUGCUUGAAAUGUUGCCCCCAAAUCAUCCUAACAAAAAAGCAUUAUAUCAGUGAGACAGCGGGUGACUUGUUAGGGUUCUGUGAAUGCUCAGCUAAAAAAAAAAAAAAUUAUAACACAGACUCCAUUGCAGUUCUUGAAACCCUUCCUUUUGUUUCAGUUUCUUAUAUAUAUCUAUUGUUGUACUAAAAAAAAAAGCAACAAAAAUAUUUUCAUAGUUACCAGUAUUUAAGCCACAAAAGAGUUCAUAGCUGAUGAAUAAUGAAAAAAAAACAUUGGUUUAUUCAAGAUUGUAACUGAAAAUUUUGCUCUGAACAAUCCUGAUGAGUGUUAAUAUUUUUUUCUUAGAAAACAUCAAACAAAUAAUAUCUGGGUAAAAGUCGAGCAAACUAUCUGAAAAGUGUCCUUUUAAAAUUCUAUUCCUGAAGGAGGCUUUUAGUAAAUAACAAUAUAUACAUAACUAAAAUAAAAAAAAACUCUGAACAAAUAUUGCUUUGAAAGGAAGAAAAAAGAAAUGGUUGUGAGUUUCUCACUUAUUACACUCAGUUUUCAUUGCUUGAUUUCCUCUCAACUUUUAUUCUUUUCAAUGUUAUAUGAAGGGCAAAGAUUUUACUUUAUAAAACUUACAGCAGAAUGUCAUUUUCUGUCUAGGGACCAAUUUUUGUAUGAAUGAAGCUUUUAAGAUGCCUGCACAAACAACUGAUAUGUAUUAAUAGGAAUGAAACACACUCUUCCUUGUCUUUGCUCAUAUCCCCACACCAAAAGAUGAAAACUUAUUUUGCAAUCAAUUACUAAACCAGCACUAUUCAUAGUGGGGAAAAUUGAAUUAUGUUUGGUUAAUGCAUCAAUCAUAGUUUAAUUUGUGUUAAUUUCUCAGGUGUAGUUUAUUUUUCAUGUCAGUCUUUAAAGACCAAUUUGUAUAAUGGUGGGAGAAUAAAGUUCAUUUAAAAAAUCUCUUGUAACAUAUGACAAUGCUAUCUUGAAUUGAAAAAAGGAAAUGUGAUGGUAGAUGUCAAAGUCAUAUUGAUAUAGCAGGUGAAAGGUGGUGGUUCUUAAACAUUGUAUUCUACUGAGAACUCUCUAUUGAGCACCAACUGUGAUUGUCAAGGUAUUGAAUAAACUGUGUUUAUAAACCAUUUGUUUCAAAUAAAAUCUUUCAUUCCUAAUGAUUCCAGCAGCAACUAGUCUUCUGUUAACAGCGAUAUGACUGGUAGUAUCAACUAUUUUCUUGUUUGGAACUAUUUAUAACAGUUAUCCUUUUGGAAAUGGCAUGUGUCAGUCUUAUCAAAUUUAACAUUGACAUUUUGUACAGAUUAAAUAAAGACCAACGUUGUCUAAACAUUC
This is a messenger RNA of Octopus bimaculoides (California two-spot octopus), 3905 nucleotides long. Its product is annotated as protein GPR107. The record is from RefSeq and is a predicted model, not a curated record. NCBI's taxonomy places the organism in Eukaryota, Metazoa, Mollusca, Cephalopoda, Octopoda, Octopodidae. Gene Ontology annotation, cellular component: Golgi apparatus; membrane. Gene Ontology annotation, biological process: transport.